UCGCCCGUGCCCCGCGCGCGACGUACGCCCGCGGUCCGUCCUCUCUCUCCCGCGCGCAGGUUGGCACGCCUUGUUUCCUCCGGAUCCCCGCCAGGCGGAACACUGCCGGGUGAACGAACGAUCGGUUUGCGCGCCAUGCCGCUCCCCGUACUCGCGUGGCGGGCGGUCGUCGCGAUGACCCUGGCGUCGCUGGCGUCGGCGGCGCUGAGCGGCGACGCCCGCGCCUCAGCGGAGCGCGCCGCGGGCCUCUGGCAGUUCGUCGAGUGCGCCGGCGAGGACGACGUGUCCGGCUGCCUGCUGCGGAGGACCAACCGCGCGCUGCGCGCCGUCGCCGAGAUCGCAGAGAGCACCGGCACGUCGAAGACGGCGAGUGACGACAGCGACGCCGUAGAGGUGUCUCCGGGGCAGACCAGCGUGGCGAAGCUCGUCGGCCAGUUCAUCGGCGAGGCGCUGUCCAGGCUGCUGGAGGAGGGGGAGGAGGAGGAGGAGGAGGAGGAGGUACAAGUCGAAGAGUCCGAAGACCAGGUCGCAUCCGACGACAAGCCCGAGAACAAGAGCGGCCUCAAGGGCGAAAGCCGCAAGAAGAAGAAGAAGAAGCUGCUGAUGAAGAUCCACAACCUGAUCCAGAAGCUGUUCAUGCUGAAGAUGCUGAUAAAGUCCAAGUUUGCGAUGAUCCUGCUGAAGCUGUCGUUCAUGGUGCAGCUGAAGGUGGCGCUGAUCGCCCUGCUGAACCUGCUGGUGAACCUGUACCGCCUGUACCUGCAGAAGACGCACCCUCCGGAGCCGCAGAAGGUGGUGUACUACGAGCACGCGCAGCACCAGCACCACUACGACCAGGAGCACUUCCACCACGACGAGGACAAGGGCUGGCUGGGCAACCUGUGGAGCCGCAGCGUGGAGGAGCCGGCGGGCCACGACGAGGCCUACAGCGCGUACCGGCCUGUCCGCGCGGAGGGUCCCGGGGUCAGGCAGGCCUCGCGACAGCCCCACCUCACUCCGCGGCCGCUGCUGGGGUAGCCCCGUCCACAACACGCGCGAACUAGCUUGGCUCCUGCGUGUUAGCCGCGUCCUAGGCGAAUCAUUCACCGACACGCUUCGGUCGACGUUGCAGUCUUGAUGUAGGCUUUCGGACAUACGCCGUUGCUAAGCACGUGCAUGUCUGUAGAAGAAAACUACAAACGACAAAAAUAUCAAAUUAAGCAAAAAAAAAUUGCUGUUGUCAACAGAAUAUAACGCAGUGGCGUAUGUCCAUUUACCUGCAUCAGGUCAUGCACUCCCAUUGCACAAAUCUUUCAAAGAUGGCAUUGCAGUCGCCAUCAUCAGGGAGCAGUUGUACCUACUGAGCAGUGACCUACUUACUACAGACUGCAAUGUCGACCAAAACCUCGGUCCCCAGAAGCCAAGCCGCUACUUCAGACAACGGCCGUGAAAGCCUGCGAACAUUAUUAAAUACACACGAACAACAAAGUAGCACACGGAAGACCAAAACCAGAUGAUGCCAAGAAACGUACUGUAACUUUGUACGACACAUGGCUAUGGUUAUUUGUGCACGUAUGAAAUAUGUUUUUUUUUUCUUUCGAGAUAAUGCCUGAGUAUUUCGUGCGAAAACUCGCAUUAUUUUUUUUUGUUUUGUCCAUCUAAAAGAUAAUCGAAUAUUUAAAUCGUUGGACUUUAUUUUGUCACGUAAUGCUUAUUAAUGUGCGCUGUUAAUACUGGAAAGCUAUUCAGGGAACGGUUUGCAAAUAAAUAUUUAACUAUUGAAAGGUACUGGGACGACACAAACCAUAAAUUCCUGAGUAAGAAUCCAAACUGUUAUUAGGUAGUGCGAAUUUUACAUGAAUAUUUAUGUUCGAUUAACAAACAAAAAUAAUACAGAGCAGACAUUCCAACGGAAGCCCUUCAAAGAAGUUUUAUAGUUGUCGAUCUGAUGUAUUCGUUAUUCCUCCAAUCCUUACGUCUCUCCUGACAUCGAUAGCCCCACAUCUGAGCGCUGCACUUUCCGUUUUUCGUGACGACCUGAAGGCUCAUCGUUUCGACUUCCGCUACCGGCUUUUAAAGAAUUUUCACUUCAAAAAUUUUGGGGUUGACGCUCUUUCCCGGUGCAAUGGAAACAAGUCUGUGAAUGUACUGUGAUUUUUUAACUGUGCGUCGGCUGUUAAGUCCACGCAUCAUCGGAAGGGUUUCUAAGGGUGUGGCUUGUCAGACGUCUCACAGCCGCCCCUGAAUUACCACCGGCCCUAUCUGGUGAUAAAGGGGAGGUGUGUCAUACAACCUUUGUAGCUGCGACCAAUCGGUGCAUGCGCAUCAUCUGGGCUGGGUUAGGUAAAGAAAAAUAAAGCUGUGGGGAGUUAGGAGAGGAGAGACUUACAACUACACAUCUGUGGUCCACUCCUAGGCUGUGCAACCUUUACCGAAACUGUGAAAAAGCAAUUAAUUUUUCUUUUAUUUAAAGGCUCGUAUCCUUUAUUUUAUGAUAGAAAAAAUAUGUAGGUGUUUAUUACAGCACAUUUUAUGCCUAUAUUUCGUUUGCCAUGACACAAUUGUUUGUUCACAACUUGUCAUUUUACUUUUUCCACUGCCAAUCAGCCAAAUUGCAAUCUCAGGCAAAUUUUUUCGCCUUGGUAGCGAUCUAAGAAUAGUUACGCCUGAAGCACUAAAUUAUUUUUUAUUAUUGCCCAAUUUCAGGGUGAAACCAUCUCUCUUUUGCUCGAGUUUUAUAGGUGGCAUCAUCGUGUCGCAGGAGCACAGGAUGCUGUUAGUUUGCACGGUUUAUGUCCAUCAGUUAUCAUGAUCCGACCAGUUAAUAGCUACAAGCACUAAAUGACAAAUAUUUAUCGAAAUACACAUUUGUUUACUGAUCUAAAUUAACGUAAUGUCAGUGAUGCAAGCUGGUGUGAUCACAUGUUAGAUUAUAGUGUUAUUGUGAUAUGAUAAAAAUAUUAUAUUUGCAGCGUUAGGAAAAUUCUUGCCGGAUCCGUCUAUGCGUUACGCCAAUGAAUUGCCCACCAAAAAGAGACGCAUGUUUCAUAUUGAGAAGGACAAAUACGUGUUUAUGUUUGAUGAGUGGUGGUAGACGUAAUCUACCCAGCUUAAAUUAUGUAAGAGUAACUAAAAAAAAUUAAUGCAAGUAAUUGUGAAAUGAAAGACAAAGUGGCUAUAUAUGUAUAUCCAAUUAUAAAUGUAUUUAUUUGUAUUUAUUAAUUUAUUUAUUCAUUGAACUGCCUGAUGUUAUUGACGUCAGUGUAAAGCAAUAAAGAAGAGAAUUUUCUGUUUUCAUCACUUAACAAAAUCGUAUCAUCUGAACCAUCAGUGGAGACUGAAGGAAUAAUAAAACCAGAAUUUUGGUCUGAGAACUGAUUUAAGAAUAUGUUGAUUAUCUUGUUACUGUUUAUCCUCGAAACUAUAAAGUUAUUUCUUUAAAAAAAUGUUGCUCCAUUUAGUAUUUAACCUCAUUUUCCGUUUAUUACUAUGUAGUUUCUCUCCCUUCCGCUCACACACACCUUAUGAUUUCACAAAUGUUCCUAAAUAUACUUAACCUUGUUUACAGUGAACAUUAAAUAUACAUGUAGUUUUUUACUUAUUAUUAAACAUAUUUUCUGUCAUAACAUUUGCCCCACUAACUGUUUUAUUCUUUUCAUGCGUAGGAAGUACCUCACGUAAUAACCGCAAAAUUUUUUCUUAAUGCAUUCUUUUUGGACCUUCUAUAAUAAUACUAUUGUUCCUGACACAAAAUCCGCAAAACGUGCAUUUCUUUAAGUUUACAUUAUUAUAUUUUUAAUAGUUCCAAAGAUAAUUUUAUGGUGUUUUUUCGUAAUAAAAUUUUAAUACUUUUACAGUAUAGAUAUUUUAAAUUAUAUUGUAUUUCCUCGUAUACUUUCAUUGAUAGUUUUCCAGGAUGAUGUCAUAAUAUUUAAUAAAGGAAACUGUGACUAAUCAAUUUUAAAAAGGAAAAUAAUUUAUAUAGUAAAUUUUGUACAUUUUUACUCGUACUAGCAAGGACAAAUUUACCAGUUGUAGCUUCCUAUCUUUGUUUUUGUUUGGAUGUAAAAUGCCCUUUAAACAAAUUUUAUUCAUGUUAAAAUUGAUAAGCUUAGAUUUAAGUUAUUUUCAUAAAGUUUUAAAAGUGAAGUUUUAUUUCAAUGUUACGCUAUUCAGUUGAUGUAGUAUAAUAAUAUAUUUUUGUUCUGUCUGUGACAUUUAUAGUGACACGAAAAUAAUACAAGGAAUCAGAGAGUGCGUUUAUAUGUUUAACAUUAACAGUUAAUAAUGUAGUGAUUUAUCAUAACUUAACGUACGAACAUAGUUAUAAGUUGCAAUGUAAAACAGUAAAUUCUGACAUGUGGAAAAGUUAUUUUUUCUUCAAAUAUGUUUUUGGACCAUUGUAAAAGAAUCAAGAGCCUAUAGCACGUAAUAUGUUUUCACUUACAGAUGCGCUAGUUUAUCAAUACUGAUAGUGUUAAGAACUAAAUAUUGUUAUGAAAAGGGGGAAUCCCAAUGUGAUAUAUUUAUUCGGAUGUAAAAUAACUAUUGUUAGAAUAGAUGUUGUUAGCUACAUUAAAGGUAAUGCAGAUGCACAUAAAAUCAAAUACUUAAUUUUUGUGAGUGAAUACACUACCAUAGUUUGAGGAGUUGUAAUAACAUUGAAUGCAUUAAAAUGCAGCUUUAUACCGUGUAUUUAAAUUGUAAAAUAUUACAAGUUACCAGUAAAAAUGUUAACCUUCUGUCUCUCAGAGUAUUCAGUUGUUCUAAAUAGAUUUUUAAUUUACAGUUGUCAAUGUAGAACGAAAAUUAUUCCUUAGGAGUAAAUACAAUAUUUAUUUUUCAUUGAUACUGUUGGCAUUCGUAAAUGAAAAACUGUUUUUUUUUUAAUCAAUGUAGCUUUCUUGUGAGCUAUAUCAAAAAAAAUUAAUUGAAUAUUUAUGACUGAUUUUUUUUGUGAUGUGUGUUCAAUUAAUUGUAACGUUUUUACUAUAUUAUAGUAAAGAAAUAAAUCAUAAUUUAA
Molecule: messenger RNA, 5002 nt
Organism: Bacillus rossius redtenbacheri
Lineage: Eukaryota; Metazoa; Arthropoda; Insecta; Phasmatodea; Bacillidae
Exons: 4
Coding region: 136-1017 (293 amino acids)
Source: RefSeq, a predicted model, not a curated record